Messenger RNA from Phasianus colchicus (ring-necked pheasant), 7692 nucleotides. RefSeq names its product cell surface hyaluronidase CEMIP2-like. Lineage: Eukaryota; Metazoa; Chordata; Aves; Galliformes; Phasianidae. The record is from RefSeq and is a predicted model, not a curated record.
GCAAAUGUAAGCUCCAGGGAGCCCCAGAUCUCCCGCAGCUUCUUGUCCAUAGGAGGAAGCCACAGCCUAACCCUGUUGCAUCAGGGCAAUGGCUUUGUUCAGCCAUUUAGCAUAUAGAGAAUGUUAUAAACAUUUUAGAAUGCAUAUAAAGCAUUAUAGAAAGCAUUAAUUAUAUAUAUGUUAUCCCCCUAGUGUACCUCAAAAUCUGUCCAUUGCGAAUAUAUUGCUUUGACCUGGAGAAGCACACAGUGAGUUUGUCAAAGUGAUUCAACAAUUUGCAGUGCCUCCAGGGAUACUGCAAAACAUUAAUAGAAGUGUGUGUGUAAGUGUAUAUAGACCCACCAGGAUUCUUCUUGCUCGUGUUUAAUAGUUUUGCUGUAUUUAUGACUAUUACAGAGCAUAGCCCGGGUCCCAACAGCUCAUGGUGGGAUGUGGAACAUGAACUGCUGCACAGUCAAAGCACCCUUCCUGGGACUGUGGGACCACACAGACCCAGCCCCCUCCUCCGUCCCAAUACCAGCAGAAGUCAGAACGUGGGCCAGAAGUCACAAGAGAAGCAGUUGUCCUGUGACGUGCUCCUCAAACUUUCCAGAUAUAUUUCAGUGGAUACCUUUGGACCUGGCUUGGCCUGGAACCUCUUUCGGUUGUACAACUGUGACCAUGAUGCCAAGAUGCCCAAAAUGUACGUCAGUCCCCUUAAGAUGGUGCGGCACAAGCUGAGGCCUUUCUUGCUGCACAGGAUGCUGCGGCUGCUGGGGAACAUGGGCGUGCUCACUGAGGGCCAGCAGCACAAGGUCUUCACUCUGCUCAAGGAGCACAUGCUGAAAGCAAGGAAGAUACCACCAAAACCCAAAGCAGAGCACAGGCCGUGCCCGCAGCCCGUCCCGCACCUCGUCCCGUGGCACCCCGGCUCCGACACCCGCCGCCACGCUGUGGUGGGCCGGGGAGCAGCCCUGCGGCUUGAGAGCUCCGCUGCUUUCCACUCCCUCGUCAUCCGCGACGGAGGGAAGGUGGUGUUCGCCGACCGCCCCCACGGGCCGCCCAUCACCCUGCGGGCCCGCUACAUCCUCAUCCGGGACGGCGGGGAGCUGCACGUCGGCUCGGAGCGCUGCCCCUACGCCUCGCGGGCCACCAUCUCGCUGUACGGGAGAGCCGCCGACGGGGUGGCCGUGGACGGCUUCGGGCAGAAGUUCCUGGGCGUGGGGCGCGGCGGGGUGCUGGAGCUUCACGGGCGGCGGCCCCGCUCCUGGAGCCUCCUGGAUAAAACCCUGCACCCCGGAGGGCUCCGCCACGGUCCCUACUCCUCGGAGCGGCGGUGGGGCAGCCGCGGGCUCAACCUGCGCGUUCUGGACGCCGGCACGGGGCGGGUAGCAGCGGCCGGGCGCUUCGAUACCCACCUACGGGCCGCGGAGUGUCAUCGGCUGCGCGACUUCCUGGCACUGCAGCCCGAAGGCAGCGUGGUGGCGGCCGCCGUGGGGGACUCGGCCGCCCGCAGCCUCACGCUGGAGACGCGGCUGCUGCUGCGGGAUCGAUUGCGCAGCCAACACAUCUCCCGGCUGGGCUACAGGCAGCCCUGGGCGCUGGUGGGGAUCCUCGGAGGGGAUCCGCUUUCGACGGUGGAGGAUAAGAGAGAGUAUCACGGGAAUGGGACAACAGGGUUAGCCGUAGCCCAGAGAGAAUUCCUCACCUAUGAUGGCACCCGUUUCACUGUUACUGCUUUCAGUGGAUGGAUAAAAGGAGUGCCUCAUAAUGGGUUUAAAGUGGAGGUGUCCAAAGGAAUAAUUCUCCAUUUAGUGGAUGAUGUUAGAAGUUGGUUACCUGGUGACAGGAUCGUCAUUGCUAGUACGGAUUAUUCCAUGCAUCAGGCUGAGGAGUUCAAUCUCCUUCCUUGCCCUGAAUGUAAAAGCAAUCAAGUGAAAAUUGAUGGCAGCCCACUUUAUCUUCAUAUUGGUGAAGUCAUAGACGGCAUCGAUAUGAGGGCAGAGGUCGGUCUUCUGACUAGAAAUAUACUUAUCCAAGGAGAAAUGGAAGACUCCUGUUAUGGAGAAAAUCAAUGUCAGUUUUUCUCCUUUGACACGUUUGGAGGACACAUUAAAAUUCUAGCAAAUUUUAGCUCUGUGCACAUGUCAGGUGUGGAGUUAAAAAACAUGGGGCAGCAAAUCCUGGGCAGUUACCCUGUGCACUUUCACAUGGCUGCAGAUGUCGAUGAGAGAGGAGGGUAUCAACGCCCGACGUACCUUGAUAACCUGGCUAUUCACCACUGCUUCUCUAGGUGUGUUGCCAUACAUGGGACUCAUGGCCUGCUGGUAAAAGACACCAUUGGCUACGACACUCUGGGGCACUGUUUCUUCCUUGAGGAUGGGACGGAGCAGCGCAAUACGUUCCAGCACAACUUGGGCCUGCUCACCAGGUCGGGAACCAUCUUGCCCUCAGAUCGCAAUGAAGAAAUGUGCCUUGCCAUCAGGAGCCACGUCUAUGGGAAUUACAUUCCGGUGCCAAGCACUGACUGCAUGGCUGUCAGCACUUUCUGGAUUGCAAAUCCAAACAACAACUUAAUAGAGAAUGCAGCUGCCGGUGCUCAGGAUGUCGGGAUCUGGUACAUCUUCCAUCGGGUUCCAACUGGACAGUCUGAAGGGCAAUAUCCAGAAGGACAAGCUGAACAUACCCCCUUGGGAGUCUUUUACAACAACAGAGUCCACUCCAAUUUCAAGGCUGGUUUGUUUAUUGGAAAAGGAGUAAAGACAACAAGAGCCAGCGCUGAAGAUCCCAGAGAGUAUCUCACUGUCGAUAAUGCCAGGUUUCGCCCACAUCAAGAUGCUGAUCCUGAAAAGCCGCGAGUUCCUGCCGUAAUUGAUGGUCUCAUUGCUUUUAAAAAUAAUGACCAUGGGGCCUGGGCCAGGGGCGGUGACAUUAUUUUCCACAACUCUGGGUUUUCAGACAAUGGAAUUGGGCUCACACUGGCAAGUGAUGGGACAUUCCCAACUGAUGAUGGCUCUAGCCUGGAGGUGUCACGCUCCAUUUUUGUUGGAGAAAGCAGCAAUCUGGGCUCCCAAGGAGGCCAGAACAGCUACUGGGGAAAAGGGGCAAACGGAGAAUACAGGACACUGCCCAGAAACAAGACAUUCCCUAUUCGUGGAUUCCAGAUUUAUGACGGGCCUGUCAGGAUGGCAAAAUGCACUUUCAAGAAGUUUACCCCAACUGCUGACCGAUACUCGAGUGCCAUCGGCUUCUUCAUGAAAAACUCCUGGCAGAUAAGCCCCCAGAAUAAUGUGUCACAAAUCCUGAUGGAGAAGAGCGUUGGACUGAAAGUGUUUUUUGGCAGAGCAGGCCAGUGGUUUGGAAAUAAUGAUAAUGAUGGUGACAAAAUGUCUGUCUUCCACGAUCUGGAUGGCUCCGUGACAGGAUAUUCCAACAUUUUUGUAGGCAGAGCAGACAACUACCUGCUCCGUCAUCCCGGCUGUGUCACCGUCCCUCGCUGGAAUGGGGUGAUGUGCACUGGUAGAUAUGCACAGCUUUAUAUUCAGGCCAGGCGCCCUGAGAAUCUGACCUUAUCCAUUGCCAGAGCAGCAUACCACUCCCAUCCCUUGCAGUUGCAAGGCGUGAACAGAGGAGCGCCGUACCAGCAGUACCAGCCAGUCGUCAUGCUGGAGCAGGCUUACAUCAUCCAGUGGGAUGGCAGAGCACCUGAGGAUAUCAUCCUGUACCCAAUCAACUUCAACAGAGGAGACUGGCUGCACGUUGCCCUCUGCUAUCCCAGGAACACCGUCUUCCACGUGGUGAAAGAUAUCUACCAGCGACGGACAGGGAUGGUGCACAGCAUAAAGCAUUACCUCAUGGCUCCUUCCCGUGACAGUGUUCUCAAUGGGACCGGCGAGCAGCUCUUCUACUUUGACAGAGCAUCAGGGUACCUAUUUGUCCACCUGCAAGCCCACGAAGCUCGGCAAGGGCACAGUUACUGCUCCCAGCAAGGCUGUGAACGUAUCAAAAUCAUGGCGCAGAUGUACCCGGGGGGGUCCUGGAGCUGUGCCCCCAACCCCUUUUUGCAGAGGCCAGCUGCCCCGCAGCGCCCCGUGUCCCAGCACCAGGCGGUGCCAUGCAGGGCUUGUGGGGCCCCACAGCUUGCUAUCACCAGCACGCCCUCAGUCAAGUAUGUAAGAAUCCAGAUCCAGUCCCUCAGCAAGGCAGACAUACAGAACCACUUGACAUCUGCAUUCAUUAAGAUAAAUGACACGGCGCUCCUGUUCAAUAGCCCUGGGGUGUUCUUCGUGGUGCUAGAUGCAUGUUCGGGAGCAGUUGUGAGUAGGCGGCACUUUGACACAGUUGCUGAGGAAAAUGUGACCAAUUCAAUAGCUGACUAUGUUCAAACAUUAAUAAAAGAGAGAUCACUUGUUCUUGUGUGCUCUAGAGAUAUUGGAGACAAGGUGUGGAGCUCUGAAAUGUCUGUUUUUACAAGGUUAGGUUCGGCAAAGCCUAUUGUCUUCCACAGAGAAGGGAGUUUUGCUAUGCUUGGCUAUAAAGGACGAGCCAAGCCCUCCUGGAUUAAAGUCCUUAAUCACGCUCGUUAUCAGAAAACUGCUUCUCUACAGCAUUAUGUUCCCUUGAAGAUGAAAGAGUAUCAAUGUUCAGAUAAUGCCUUUUCUCAGAACCACUCAGAGCACAACUCUGCAGGGGCUGCAGCACCCUGUGAUUAGCAUCGUUGGUGUAACCACAGCCAGGCAAGUCCAGCAGCUGUCACCCAACUGCUCUUGUUUUUAUGGGAUUGUAUCAAACCAAUGUUGUUCACUUGUAUAUUUUAUAAUUAAUAAAUAUAUUCUCAUCUUACCUGCUAUGGUAGAGUUUUAUUUUUCAAACAGUGCCCCACAGGGCGGAUAGGAAAAGCCUGUGGACUGCACUUCCCAAGGCUGAGAAGUGUUUGAGGAAUGUCUAUGAUUUGCUGUCAAACGGUAAGUUCUAAAGGCAAAAACCUGUUCUUCAGUGUCAUAGGCAAUGAAAAUGAAACUUGGCGUGGAAACUUUAGCAGCAUCUGGCAGUGAAACAGAUCUUCUGUGGCAUUUUAGGUGAGCUCACAGACAUCUGCUUGCAUCAAUGGGUAAGCAUGUGAUAAUCUUACAAUAAUAUCUUCCAAUCAACCUGAAUAUAUAUGGUGACAACAAGGAAUUAUAAAUGUCUGUCUGUAGCUAAUGACUGGUGAAAUGGUAUUUGCCCACUUGAUGCAAACGUUUAAUUAAACAUGUGCUGUGCAGGGUAAAAUCUGGCAUUCCUCUUUCAAUGACUGUAUUGACUUUCUGCUCCCAUGGAGGGUUGAACUACUGCUGGUAUUAGUAGCUAAGAUUCUUUGCUUUUUGAAAUGAAAGGCAAAGAAAGAGCUAUGUAUGCAAACAGACAAACCGAUGAGUCACUGACUACAAUUUAAGUACAAAAGUAGGUUGAAAUGAUGGGAUUCUCAUUGUGCUUUGAAAGCAGUGUUACCUGGUGACAGCAAGAAAGGGGAGGACAAGUUCAGACUACCACGUCUUUGCCACAGAAUUCUUUACAGGAGUUGGACAAGUUUCCAAACUUGUUCAAAACUGUAAAAAAAAAAAAAAAAAAAAAAAAAGUUGGAUUCUGACAUAGAUAAAUAAGGUAAUUAUGAAGUUCCUUUGUUAUUGUUUACUUGUUUGCUGUUAAACCUACAACUAAAAUCUUGGAUUUCCUUUUUAUGUUCAGAAAUCACAAGCCAAUCAAUGACGUUGUUGGUCUUAAAAUGUGAUAAUUCUCUGUUUUCUAAUACAGCAGAGUAAAAGAAAAUGCACAGGUAGGGCUUGUCGGCUGGCUGCAGCUGUGUUGGAUUACUUUGUUGAUUGGUCACUAUGGUUUUGAGUGAGAAGAUCCUAAUGAGGAAAAGGGUAGCUCAGACAAAAAGGCCAAGGAUUGGUUUAUGUGCAUGGAGAAAAUGUAGAUAAUUUUUUGCGUCAUCCUCUUUUUGCAAACAAGGCAAAACAAUUAAUGGGUGUUGGGGUCCUGAUUAGCAGAGAGAAAUCUAAAAAAGUAGCUUUACUUUUACUGCUCAAGUAUGCAGGUGAGUGUGUAUUUGCUGAUGUUCCUUCAUGUCUAUAAUGGAUGGAUCCAUGGCCAUAGAUAUACGUGUAGCAUCAUAGAUCUUUUCUCAACAGAGAUACAUGGUUUUUUUCCAGCUCUUCUACAAAAAUAUACUGGCCUUUCCCUCACUAUUUAGUGCAAUGGGAGAGUGGUAACCUUGCAUUUCAAGGCUAGCCCUUCUGUCACUUUGGGGCUUAUGGGAGUGUGGGGACCGUGCUUUGCAGCUGAGGUGCCAUCACACACCUCCCCACAAGCCCAGGGCUUGAAGGAAGCAGACAUCUGAAAGAUUUGUGGGCAGAAGAGGAGACUGUGGCUCCAUCUCUAUGCCAGGAAGGAGAAGCAGAAGUUGGGUUCAGCCAGAGGAGAUGUUCUGGCUUGCUAGAAAGCAUGAAGAAGUCAUUGAUGCUGCUCAGGAAAGUAGGCUGGAGCAAACCCCUUGGGGAGCAAUGGGGGCUGAGGCUCCUGGUGGAGACAAGUGGUAUGAGAGCCCAAGCAACUGGCACUGACCCUCCCCAGAGCUCUCUGAAGUCCUUUUGAACUAUUAGUACCUAAUUGUUAUGAUUUCUGAGGCCGUGCAGGGGAAGAAAAGCAAGAGGUUUUUGGCUGUGAGCUUAAGCUCAACAUUGGAACAACUACUUACAGAGUGAGGCUUUACUUUCUUGGAGAUUUAUUUGAUAAUCCCUGACAGGUCCAGAGCCUGGAUCCCAAUAAAACUUUGCAGAGCUCUAACCCCAGCCUGAGACUAAACAACUGGCAAAGGACAAGCCUGGUGAAGGAGAGGAAUGUGCCUAAACUCCUGAGAAAUCUCUCUUCCUCCUCCCACUUCAGAACGAGAGCAAAUGGCAAAUGUCCUGGAGGGGAAGGCGUGGAGCCAUGGUGAGCCAGAUGCAAACAGCAAAGUACCACAAAAGCAAUAAGAAAAAUAUUUACAUCCUGAUGGAGCUAUUUGAAUAGUUAAAAGCGGCUGCUUGAAGAGGAUUCAGGAUGCUGUGAUCCUCAUAAGCUACUGCACACGCUUUCCUUACCCUGAGAGGAUCAAAAGGCUCAAAAGCCAGGGACGGUCCACAGAAGAUGUUCCUCCAUGGACCCUUGGGACAUUCAGGAUGAAGUUUUCAAGGUCUGCUGCUAGCUUGGUGUGUACCAGAAGCCUGUGUGUGUGAAGCUGUAGGGUAAGUGUCGCGUGGCUAUUUUGUUUGUGGAGAGCUGUCAUAUUCCUUCCCAGAACAUCCAGAGCAGGAAAGUCUCCAUCUACAUGCUGGAGUGCAUGUGGACUAUGAGUGCCCUGUAGCUAAUGCAGGCACGUUCGGUACAUCUAAUGCAUUCAGGACAUACGCCUGUCCUGUUAUUUCCAGAGCAUUUUUGCAAUGGGUACACUUUAGCUCCUUCUGAAAGCAUUGUUUUGGCUGUACACCAAGAACUUUACCCAGUAAAGUUAGUGCAUCCUGAGCUUCUGAAGCUGGGGCUCAGCUUCCCACCACCUGGAUGGUUUGAAAACUUCGUGAUAUGGAUGAGGGGUCAGUGAAAUGCUGAGCAAUUUAAAAGGAUGCAAGACUGGAAGUCAGUGAGGCUCUGAAGGGUGGAGCACUGUGAAUUGCAAAUGAUUUUCUUUUAGCU